Messenger RNA from Trichoderma harzianum CBS 226.95, 893 nucleotides. RefSeq lists its product as hypothetical. NCBI's taxonomy places the organism in Eukaryota, Fungi, Ascomycota, Sordariomycetes, Hypocreales, Hypocreaceae. Bases 102 to 563 code for a protein of 153 amino acids. The transcript has a single exon. The record is from RefSeq and is a predicted model, not a curated record.
UGCAAGAUGAGCCCAUCGAUUCGGCUUAGCUCAGACCCUGGCCAGGAACCAGCGGAGUUACCAUUUGCCAAAAGUGGUUCAACGACGCCUUGCUAGCUUGCAUGUUUGGUGUGCUUCGCCGUUUAGCCCAUUUGAUCCCCUUCUCACACACCCGCCAUUCCACACCCGCCACCACUACCGGCGUCUUGGUGCUGUUACUGCUGAUGCUUCUAAUCCUGGUAUUGGUCUUAGCGCUGCAACUCUGCAGUCGAUCGCUUCGGUGGAUCCGGCACCAACCAGGCUUUGUGAACCAUUACAGCUCUUUACGCUUCAAGUCCACUCUAAACUCCUAUUGGCACCGACUAUCAGGCAUUGCAAUGAAGGGAAAGCAGCUUUCCGGGCAGGUUCCUCGCAUCUCACAGCUCCACCUUCAGGGCAGAAUGAGAGAAAGCCCUAUGGGGGUCGGGGGUAGACGACAAAGAACGUUGGAGCUAGCCAUGUGUCCUAGUACCCGGCUUGGUCUGGCGAUGGUAUCAGAUGGCCCUAGAGUCAGACCGACUAGCAUUGCUCAUUGCAAACGAUAAGUUCAGGCUGCAAAGACGUGGGGAGUCUGGCCCAUCGUCAGCACGGGAAGCCCACCCCAUCCCAUGCAGCCACCUUGAGCUGUGGACUGGACACCUUGGACCUUGUUCUCUCACCUGGUCCUUUGUUGCUCAUCCAUUCCCAUCUCAACGGAACAGUUUACAUCCGCUGACAACCGGGCCGUGUAUUGGCAUUCUCAUGAUGAACCCCCAUCGACAACGCCUUGCGAAGGCUCCUCAUCAUUUCGAACUGAGUCACUUGCAGCGUUUCGAUGCUGCGAGACUAUAGACACAAUAAGCUUCAUCCAUGUUGGUUGCAGGCAGACUUUUCCA